AUCUGAACUAGUGCUGACAUCCGGAAGUAGCCGCGCCAUAAUGGCAGCCCAAUAUUUGUAGAGUUCUAGUUUCUCGUAAUGUUUGUCCAGACCAACCUAAGGAUGUAGAGGGGAAGAAAGACACGCAUUAAACCCAGACUUUUUAAUUACGUUUGGCUUUAAAAGUAGAGUAGCAUUUAGGUUAAUCCACUAAAAAUCCUCAACUUCGCCAUCUGUUCAAUUUAUUUAUUUAAAGAAUAUGAAUCUAAAUUUAGAUCAAAAUUGAUGUUAGACAAGAUCUAUUCUGUUAUUUAGCAUGGCCGAAUUUCGCCUGGCCAUGUCCCGAUUAACGCUAAUUAAUCCCUCUUCUUGUUAGGGCAAUCAGAUGCUACAUCUAAAGACGCUACCUCUACACGUCUUCUACCUAACUCCAUCACUGCUACCUAACUCCAUCACUGCUACCAAUAACUGUUAAGUCUAGAUAGUAACUAACUAGCCAGCCUGCAAAACUCCCAUGGCCAGGUCCAUUUAACACAAAAAAAUUUAGCUGUGAAUAAAGACACGAAACGUCUUUCUUUUAAGAUUAUAAGAAAUGUGGCAUUGUGAUAAUUUGUACGGUUAACAUAAACUUCAAGGCGGCAGAGGAGAACAAACUAACAGAGUGAUAUCGCACACCCAGUGUCAUGCGCGACAACACAACAGCGUCGCCCGCGGCAUAAACCGCUGCGACAGAACGCGCGUCUCGCCUUGUGAGCGACAUCGUCUUUUAGGGCCAGUGUUCCAGCUUUGACUGUCAGUUAUGCCUACGCAGAAGAACUUUAACUUUACUCCAAGAAAUUUAACUAAGCAGGCCAUCAGGAGGUCUCUGAAGACGAAACUUACACUGAUUGGAGCAGAGAACAAGAUUCUAGUGGACACGAUCAAUGGCUAUGUACAGAAGGCAGAGGCAGUGUGCUCUAAACUGGAAGCCAGUGCUGAGAUCACACCAAUACAGUUUGCUAACGCUAUGGCCAAACUGGAGACAGUGUACUCGGCCUGUGUCAAACUGAUCCUAAUGACUGCAGAGCUAUUUGAAGAAGAGGAAAUGCCUGAAGCCCGAUCUGUGAGUGAGACUACAACUAAAGAGUCGGCCUCCUCCUCUUCUACCUCCGCCACCACUGAAGCAUCUGAAAAAUUGGAGCCAAUUACUAUGAAGCCUCUUUCCAUUGAUGAAGAGUCCAACAGACGCCUCAAAAGGUUGGAGUUGCGGUUUCACGACUUUGUCGCCAGAAAAGAGUCGGCAGAGAAACUUGCCAGCAGAGAGCGGCCCCCGUCACCCGAGCUAGAUUUUUCGCCGUCUCUUAUUGAUACUGUAAACAAGAAAGUCGCUGAAUUGCGCCAAAAGGAUCGAGAGAGACCGGAACCAAAGUUUUCGACCAUCUUGGAUGCUUUUAGAAAGAAAGCCGCAGAAUUGGAAACGAAGGAUGUAAGCCCGCCAAAAGAGUUGAUCAGUCGUCCAGAUGUCAGCGGUGAACUGGAUAAUUUUAUUGAGUUCCAAAGGUUUCUUCAUGGAUUGGACAAGAUGGAUGACACCAGUAGAUUAAGACAAGUCUUACCAAAGAAAGUAUCCUACCAGAUGACUGCAGAAAGAUGCAGAAAGGAGCAACAGGUUCAGACAUCUCAGGAAAAUUCAUGGUCGAAAUUCUCUCCUGGAGUUCCCGAAAAUGAGAUGUCCUCUGACCAGGACUUGCAGUGCAGCAUCAUUAGGAAGCUGGAACAUCUAGAGAUGGCGAUCUCGAGGAUGUCACGGUGUGUCCCUGAAGGAUUCGCAGAAGAGAGCAGACAGACGGUGCAGCGUGAAGAAAGCGGAUGCAAAACGGAGAGACAUAGUAAACAUAAAAGCAUGGGCUCUCCUUCGGUUGUUUGCGCGGAGCAGAAAGUUUUAAGCAACGCCGAAACGCAGGAAGCUGGCACCUCAUCGUCUUCUGCAUCAUUCGGCCAAUUGUCUAGAAAUAUCGUUUUAGAACAUUGCGAAUGCUGUAAAAACGCGUACGCAGCCAGGGGCGGCCACGCCGACGACUCCGCUGAGUGCAGAAUUCUUCAAUUCAGCGGGGAUAAAACAUUUGCCGGACUAAAAGCGUUGCCCUUAAAACAGCAUUGCCCUCUCUGCCCAUGUCUGCAUUCCUCUCCGCUGCAGCCACCUGACCCGUCAGGUGGGUAUCACCAAGCAAGCCAUCCUCACUCCAACGUGACGCUAAACAGAAAACUAGGCGCGCCCGUUAAAGACACGCCUUGGCAAAAGAAUCAACAACCUAUAUUGGAUUCUGUGACUCAUGGAACACAUGCUUCUCUGAAUACAACAGCUGCUUAUCCAGAUACAAAAAAAGCUUAUCCAGAUACUAAGAAUGCUCACGAAGAACUUUUAAGUGAUAAGGAUCGUAUCGACAUGAUUGGCAAAAUCGUGGAAAUGGUUAGCGCACAGUUGUUACCGAUGUUAAAAGAAAGGACGUCUUCAAUUUCCAGUAGCCCUAAAUUCCAACCGGAAGGAAAUUCGGUUUUAAAUGCCCCAACCUCACCACUGCGCAUGCUCAAACGACCUCACUCUGCACCUAGUGUCAAAUGGUCCGACGAGCGUCGGUACAUGGCUUCUUUCUACGGAACCCACGGAUGUGACAAUAACACGCAUUCGUCUUUGUGUCCCAAAGCAGAAACCACUCCAAUAGUGGUCACUCAAGCACCGUCACCAGCCAAUGAAGGAAGCCUCACCCAGACCUCAAAGUUGACGCAUUCCGCGGCGUCGCAGAUAUUUCUCACUGCUGUCAAUAGUCAGGACAGCCAACAAAUGCAGAGCAGUCAAAGCACACAGACUUACUACAGCCUGGAGCAGCAGAUGCAGGAACUCCGAACAUCAUUGAAGGACAUUCAGAGCAUGCAGACAAUGCAUCAUUCGAAUGACAAUCACGCAGCCGACGAGCCAUACGUAGCUGAUAAGCAGCCAUACGUAGCUGAUAAGCAGCCAUAUGUAGCUGAUAAGCAGCCAUACCUAGCUAAUGAGCAGCCAUACAGAGAUGAGACACAGAGUAAUAAAAUCGAAAAAGGAAAACCCAGCACUAGUAGCCCGGGUAUGUCCAAUAACAACCCAGAAUCCUCACAGUUUGAAGGUCUUAGGCCUGACUGUCUAAAGCUAAGGGAAGAAACUUAUCCGGCUGAAAAUCCAUUGACGAUAGAGAUACACGAUUACCAACGCAUGGUUUCAAAGAAUAAUCUUUACCCAGGGAAGAGUUACCAAGUUGAAAAAGAGAAAGAGAGUAUGAGGCAGCAUGCUAAAUCUCAAAUGCAGAGGCUCAGACUCAUGCGCGGUUACAGGUCGCAUUCCGCGCCAAAAGUACAGAUGAAACGGUCGCAAGCAAGCAACACUCCUUGGGCAUUUAAGUGUAAGUGUCAGAUGAACACCACAGAGACCAACGGGGCAGAGAUGGUUGAGGAGGAGAACGCAAACUUCAAUGAAGAAACCGGAGACUUCGAUGAUGGAUUCUUAUCCGACAGACGCGUUCACUUCCAUUGCCGCAUGCCACCCGUUAGCCUGCCUGGCCCAGACGGCACGGAAGUGGACUCGUCAAGUUCCAGCACGCUUUGCAAGAAACCCACCAGAAGCCUACCUUUUAAAAGGCCUGGCCUUAGAUUGGUGGAAGUCGGGAGAAAUGAUACGCCUAUACCAUCGAGGCUGUCACGUCAACUUCCUGAGGCAUGGAACGAUGGCGUACACAAAUCAAUAGCAGACAUAUCGUACGGGGGUGAGAAACGUAGGCCUACAAACUACGGAGGCCUCGUCAAGGCUGAAGACAUGGAAGUUAAUCAAAGUCAAGAUGGUUACCUAAACCCUAAGGACAAACUGGCCACAAGUGAAGAUGCAGAAGUGGCCAGAUAUAACACGCGUGACGCUACCAACAAUAUAUCACUGAUGGAAGAACGAGAUGGGCUGAAAAAAUGUCGCCCCAAAUCCACAAAGACCAUCUGUAUCUCCAAUUUGCCGCUAGACUUGCAGGAGAUACGACUCCUCUACCUCUUAAAGCCUCAUGGUCACGUGACCAAAAUAUAUUUCAUCAAGCAUAGGACAACGGGAGAGUUUCAGGGAAUAGCCUAUAUUAAAUUUUCCAGAGAAGAAGACGCCGCUGCCGCAGCUAAAGCUAUUCACAAGACAGAUAUAGAUGGACACAUAGUCCACGCAAAAAUGCACAAUGUUCAAGGAAAAUAAACAUUUCAGUAACUAAAUUUAUA
This is a messenger RNA of Biomphalaria glabrata, 4236 nucleotides long. RefSeq lists its product as uncharacterized. Gene Ontology annotation, molecular function: RNA binding. Lineage: Eukaryota; Metazoa; Mollusca; Gastropoda; Planorbidae. The record is from RefSeq and is a predicted model, not a curated record. The transcript is spliced from 10 exons. Bases 779 to 4213 code for a protein of 1144 amino acids.